This is a messenger RNA of Haemonchus placei, 519 nucleotides long. The record is from the annotation of a GenBank genome assembly. Lineage: Eukaryota; Metazoa; Nematoda; Chromadorea; Rhabditida; Trichostrongylidae.
AUGCUAAAAGUCGUGCUGCUUUGUGUUCUGGCUACCGUUGUGGUUGGCGCUUCUAAUCGGCGACUUAAUCCAAGAUGUGGGCUUCCAUCGUUCACAAGUCGUUUGCCUUCGGAUGCUCAGGAGAAAAUAGAGAAAAUCUGGGAAAGCUAUAAGGACGGUAAAGAAUGUGACAAGGAGCAUAAAGCGACCAAGACAAUCGUGAGUUGGUGUUCUCUUUGCGCAAUACGUCCAAAGGGACCAGCUUUCCUAAUAGGCGCUUCGGACGAAGUUCGCGCACAGUUCGACAACCUGUGGAAGGACCAUUCGAUUCCAAGAGAGGAAAAGCCGGAAAAAUUCAAAGAACUAGCAGAGAAGAAUUUGGUUUUGGAAAUCUCUGAGAGCGGACAAUACCGUUCCAUUCAGGUCGAACAACUGACGCCAGAAGCUCGUGCCGCACAUGAAAAACUGACAAAGCUCCGUGAGGAAAGGCACAAGGUAAGAACGGUUGCUGUGGGCGUUUCUGAUUGUGAGUACAGUUAG